GAUUCAAGCACGUGCAGAAUCUGCGUUAGAAGUGCUAAAGCAGACUUUGGCGUUAAAAACGAAGGUUUGGCAUGAUGGAAAAUUAGUCAACUUGGAUACUACGAAAUUGGUUCUGGAAUCUUCAGAAUACUUGAUGGUGGAUCAAUCGGCAUUGACUGGUGAAAGUUUACCGGUACAUCGCAACAAAGGAGAUGUUGUAUAUUCAAGUUCUAUAGUUAAGCAACAAAUGUUGGCUAUCAUUGUCAAAACUAGAAAAGAUACAUAUAUUGGACGUGCCGCUGCGCUUAUGAACAUGGCUGUGGAUCAAGGCCAUUUUCAAAAAAUUGCGGUCAAAUUUCAAAAUACAAGUUCUGCAGCCAAAAAAGUAAUUAUUAGAUGUUUAGCAGCUAUUGAAGAAUUGGCUUCUGUCUCUAUUCUUUGUUCUGAUAAAACUGGUACACUUACCCUUAACGAACUAUCCACUAAUGAUUCAUGGCUGGCUCCUUCCUAUACGGAAUCUAACCUUUUUUUGCAUGCAUAUGUAUGCUCUGACCCAGGCACAGAUGAUACUAUAGAAUUAGCUAUUAGAGAUACGGCAGAAAAAAAACUUGACAUUUUAAAAAAUCGUAAAAAUGAAUAUGAAGUUCCUGGUUUCAAGGUUAAAUCAUUUGUUCCUUUUAAUCCUUCAAAAAAAUUAUCACAAGUUACAGCAAUAGACCUUGAAAUGCAAAAAGAAAUUCAAAUAGCCAAAGGUGCACCACAAGUUAUAGUACAACUUGCAG
Racocetra persica is the source of this 761-nucleotide messenger RNA. The record is from the annotation of a GenBank genome assembly. NCBI's taxonomy places the organism in Eukaryota, Fungi, Glomeromycota, Glomeromycetes, Diversisporales, Gigasporaceae.